This is a messenger RNA of Alternaria novae-zelandiae, 1866 nucleotides long. RefSeq lists its product as uncharacterized. Gene Ontology annotation, biological process: error-prone translesion synthesis. Gene Ontology annotation, cellular component: nucleus. The coding region runs from base 1 to 1866 and encodes 621 amino acids. Lineage: Eukaryota; Fungi; Ascomycota; Dothideomycetes; Pleosporales; Pleosporaceae. The record is from RefSeq and is a predicted model, not a curated record. The transcript has a single exon. Gene Ontology annotation, molecular function: DNA-directed DNA polymerase activity; damaged DNA binding.
AUGACCACCGCCAAAGGAGAUGACACCUCCCGAGAUAUACCAGAGCGGCCGCAGCCUACCCGAACCACGUCCACCGAGCACGACUCCCUAAAGUACCACCUCCUCGGCCCGUCGCUCACCAAAGCUGGCCAAGACAGUGUAGACCAAUCGAAGGUCUCAGAGGUCAUCUACAACGCGUCCAAGGGCUCCAAGUUCUUCAACAAUGAGGAGGUCAAGGACAAGAACCUCACCGAGAAGAUCAACAAGAUCCUCGAAAAGAGACGCCAGCUGGAGAAGAUCGACUUGACCUCCGACCAGCGCAGAGCUGAUGACUACAUCGCUGAGCUGGAGCUGAGCAGGGACCUGAGCCAGGUCAUCGUACACCUCGACUGCGAUGCUUUCUACGCGGCAGUCGAAGAGCUAGAUCGCCCGGAACUGAAAGACGUUCCGUUCGCAGUCGGCAAGGGCGUGCUGACAACCUGCAACUACCAUGCACGCAAGUUCGGCUGUCGCUCCGGCAUGGCUGGAUUUGUUGCCAUGAAGCUGUGUCCGCAGCUCAUCUGCGUUCCUAUGAAUUUUGCGAAGUACAUGGCCAAGGCAGAAGAGGUCCGCGAAGUACUGGCGCUAUACGAUCCCGACUACCAAAGUGCGAGUUGCGACGAGGCGUACCUCAAUCUGACAGAAUACUGCCAGGAGCACCACAUGACACCCGAGGAAGCUGUGAGCCAGCUGCGCGCAGACGUCUUUGCAAGAGCCAAGAUCACCGUCUCCGCUGGCAUCGCCGCCAAUGCUAAACUCGCCAAGAUUUGCUCAAAUCAGAACAAGCCAAACGGGCAGUUCUUACUUGCCAGCGACAGGCAGACUAUCAUGGAGUUCAUGAAGACCUUGCCUACGCGAAAGGUCAAUGGUAUCGGUCGUGUCUUCGAACGAGAGCUGGAUGCCAUAGGCGUCAAGACAUGCGGAGACAUAUACGCACAUCGAGCAUACAUGGCAAAGCUAUUCGGGCAGAAAGCAUUUCAAUUCUUGAUGCAGUGCUAUCUCGGCCUAGGGCGUACUGUCAUCAAGCCAGCAGAAGACCAUGAACGCAAGAGCGUCGGCACUGAAACUACCUUCAGAGAGCUACAGGGCCGCGAUGCCCUGCGUGACAAGCUUCGGCAUAUCGCUGAGGAAUUAGAAGGGGAUCUCAAACGCACCGAAUACAAAGGAAGAACACUCUGCAUCAAGAUCAAGCUCCACACCUACGAAGUACACACGCGGCAGACAACGCCACCCUUUGCCAUUCACAAAGCAGACGACCUCUACAAGUACAGUCUACCGAUGCUAGAGAAGCUCAUGAAAGAGAUACCGAACAUGAAACUACGCUUAAUGGGUUUACGUGCUACGCACAUCAUCAGCACGAAGAAGCCUGGAAUCGACUUCUUCGGCCGCGCAGCCAAGACAUCUUCAACCACCACCAAGACCCCAACCUCCAAAGACGAAGGAGCAUGGGAGACAUGGCCCGAGGAAGAGUUCGAAGAAGCCGCACGACAAGAACGAAAUAAUGAAAUGAACGAACUAGAGAAACUUUCUCAGGAACAGGAGCAGCAGGGUGAGCAGCCGGCAUCCGAACCGCAAUGGCAGUGUCCUAUUUGCUCUGUUCCGCAGGCACCUGAUGAUGCAAGCUUUAACGCCCAUAUAGACUUCUGCCUUUCGAAACAGACUAUCAAGGAGGUUGUCAAGUCUACAACACCGCUGCCGCCCCCGCCGCCAGCUUUCGAGAAGCAGUCUAGUGUCUCCAAGACGAUUUCCAAGAAGGGCAAGCGCGGACGGCCCAAGAACGAAGGCACGUCAUCGGAACAGGAGGCAAGGGAGAAGAGACGAGCGUUCUUCACGCUUGGGAAUGGAUGA